GGCUCCGGCUCCUCCCCGGCUCAGCGAGGCAGCGCUGUCCCUGACCAGGCGGCGGGAGCGAGGUCUAGGAACACAGUGCCUUCAACAACUGUAACAGUAGCUGUCGUUUUCUGAAUGACGAGUACAUACCACCCACUACACUGAGCAUGCCUUGCCAUCUUCUCUAACGCAGUGUAGGGUUCAGAGAUGGGCAGUGAGAAGGAGCAGAAUCCAGAACAGCACCUGCCUGAGGAAAGGGAGAGGGGUAAGCCUUGGAGAGCGGACGACCCAGAGGGUUUUCGGAUCCCAGAUGGGGAGAAAGAGCAUGGGCAAGAGAGCCUGUCAGAGAGACCACAAGGGAUCCAUCCCCAAAAGCCCUGGCAGAAAGCCAGUGUCCCCACUGGAGAGCCAGGGGACCCCGUUGUCCUUUCAAGACUUGAGGCCGAUGAGAAGCCCUUUAUAUGUGCCCAGUGUGGCAAAACCUUCAAUAACACCUCCAACCUGAGAACACACCAGCGGAUCCACACGGGUGAGAAGCCUUACAAAUGCUCUGAAUGUGGCAAGAGCUUCUCGAGAAGCUCCAACCGCAUCCGGCACGAGCGGAUCCACCUGGAGGAGAAGCACUACAAAUGUCCCAAGUGUCAGGAGAGCUUUCGGCGGCGCUCGGAUCUCACCACACACCAGCAAGAUCACCUGGGCAAGCGGCCGUACCACUGUGACAUCUGUGGCAAGAGCUUCAGCCAGAGUGCCACGCUGGCCGUGCAUCACCGGACCCACCUCGAGCCGGCACCCUACAUCUGCUGUGAGUGUGGGAAGAGCUUCAGCAACAGCUCCAGCUUUGGGGUGCACCACCGCACCCACACAGGUGAGAGGCCUUAUGAGUGCACCGAAUGUGGGCGGACCUUCAGCGAUAUCUCCAACUUUGGAGCACACCAGAGGACUCACAGAGGGGAGAAGCCCUACCGGUGCACUCUGUGUGGGAAACACUUCUCUCGGAGCUCAAAUCUCAUCCGCCACCAGAAAACGCACAUGGGAGAGCAGGCUGGGAAAGAUUCCGGCUGAAGGAGUGAGUGAGGGAGAGACCUCAACGUAGUGUAGGAAGAUCUUUAGAAUCUGCUGCUGCCCCUUGACCUCAGGCCCUUCACCCCACUUUGGAGAAUGGUUCCUGUUGCCUCUGAAGCCAGGAUCUCCAGCAAGUCCUGAGAAGGGACUCUGAGUGAAAACCUUUGCCCCUUUCCAAGCCGAUAUUUUGCCUUGGAAAGUCAGAGGAUCUGGUCUUGGUUUCAUCUCCUUGGGGUGAAAGAGAAAUAGGGUAGGUUUAGUAAAUGCUCACAUUAUUAGGGCAGCUGUCCCCGGCCUUUGAGGAAAUACCUGUGCGAUGGGCACCACAUUGUGUAUGAACUGCUGAGGGCCCAUUGCAGUGGCCUGCUAUUUCUGUCCACUGUGCUCCAGCUGGGCUGGGAGGAGCUGUCUUCCCAGUGGACGGAGCCUCCUUGGCCUGGAGAGGGGGUCCUGCCUUAGAAAUGGAGGGGAAGCCCUCAGGGAGCCAUGAUCUAGGGACCUUCACACUCCCCAUGUGUGUGACUUGUUAUCCCUCUCCCAACCUGCAUCUGUUCCCUGAGUGACCAGCAGUAAAACCCUUCAAUGAAAA
This is a messenger RNA of Myotis davidii, 1630 nucleotides long. RefSeq names its product zinc finger protein 691 (gene ZNF691). Gene Ontology annotation, cellular component: nucleus. Gene Ontology annotation, biological process: regulation of transcription by RNA polymerase II. The transcript is spliced from 3 exons. The coding region runs from base 187 to 1041 and encodes 284 amino acids. Gene Ontology annotation, molecular function: DNA-binding transcription factor activity, RNA polymerase II-specific; RNA polymerase II cis-regulatory region sequence-specific DNA binding. The record is from RefSeq and is a predicted model, not a curated record. Lineage: Eukaryota; Metazoa; Chordata; Mammalia; Chiroptera; Vespertilionidae.